This is a messenger RNA of Jatropha curcas, 309 nucleotides long. Its product is annotated as auxin-responsive protein SAUR21. Gene Ontology annotation, biological process: response to auxin. The record is from RefSeq and is a predicted model, not a curated record. NCBI's taxonomy places the organism in Eukaryota, Viridiplantae, Streptophyta, Magnoliopsida, Malpighiales, Euphorbiaceae.
AUGUGCAUAUUCAAAAUGCCUUCUAAAUUAAUAUUCAGUGCUAAGCAAAUUCUUAAAAGAUCACACACUAAUUUUCUGACAAGAAAUCAAUCGGCCAAUGUCCCAAAAGGCCACAUUGCAAUAUAUGUUGGAGAAUAUCAGAAGAAACGUUUCAUUGUUCCAAUUUCAUAUAUAAAUCAUCCUUUGUUUGUUGAUUUGCUUAAUCGUGCUGAAGAAGAGUUUGGAUUCAAUCAUCCAAUGGGUGGCCUCACGAUUCCUUGUCAAGAACAUGUAUUCAUUGAUCUCACUUCUCGAUUGCAAACCUCAUGA